UGACUCCUCCCACAGGAAAAAGAACUCGCGUUUAAUUCCGGAAAUUAACAAACUCGUGAUGUCAGGAGGCGAGCAGAAAGGGUUGAGAUGUUGCAUUGAAAAAGUCUAUCUUUUUGGAUUAUUGUUGUUUCUGGACACAUUUGCAUCAGCUAACUGUAAUGGAUGCGAUGAAACGUUGGAAGACGGAUAUCCUGCGCCUCUGUAUGUUGACAGUGGUAUAGAAGUGAAGUAACUGUCAUCGACUGGUCUGUUUUGCUUCCUUCUCCGGGGUUUUCUCACCUUCUGCUAAUAUGACACGACAUGUUUUGGAACAGGUGACAGAUUUCGGCGAUUUUACAAGAGGUAAAGAACUGAAAGACUUUUUGAAGCAGUCUUAUGCUAAAAGUUCUUCCAAAAGCUGUCUGUCCAAUAUCCGCAUUAGUCCAGAUGGGCGACACAUCCACAUUAUCCAGCAAGCUCCGAGAACUGGUCUCAUGACCCAUGACAGAUAUCAGAGAGCCCACCUACAGUGCCAGGAACAUCUGGAUUUAGUGCUGACACGGAAUGUCUCGAUAGUUGACUUGCUUUAUUUCAAACAGAAUGACUCCGAGGACAGAGCACUUCUGCUUGGGAUAAUAUUUGAGAAUGGCAAAGCUGAGUUAUGGAAAUUCUCUGAGCAGAAAUCUGGAUGGAGCUCGCUUCAGACCAUGGAUCUCUGUAACAGCCCGAGAGCCAAAAUCGCUUCUGUGUGCAUCAAUCAGAAUUUCAUCAUCUGGUGUGAGGAGAGACCUCCCUCAGAGAGCUCUUCCGUCUCCAGUGUGGAUCGGAGUAACUUCACGUACUGCAUCUGUAAAAGGACUUUUGAUGUAGAUGAACGAGGUAUCUCCUUGGGUGGAGUGAAAACUGUACUGCACAACAAUCCUCGUUAUUCAGUUGUCAGUACUGGAGAUAUUGUAUACUUGUUACCAAAUAUAGAGAAAGAGUCUUGCACAAGUGUUAGAAAAGUGUUUUUAUCAUGGGCCCCUCAGAGUGAUGUCUUUAAGGUCCACAGUGCCAAUAAUGGAAUACUCCUUAUCAGAAAUUCCACAGCAAACAAACAGCUGGACUUUAAAAGACUCAUCACUGAUUGCGUCGGCUAUCUGUCGACCAUUACCCCGCUUGACAUCUAUGGUUUUAGCCCUAUUGGACAUGGGGAAAUCCUGCUCCUGCUCAGCUCUGGAUGGGUUUGCGUUAUGCAAAGAGAUGGAAUUUUACGGCAGAUUUAUAAACUACCUGAUAAUUGCCUCGCCACAUGUGGGACUCAAAACAGUGUAAACAUGUAUGAUGAUGUUGUUGCACUUACAGUGGGCAGAAUGAUGUACUUAAUUGACAUUAAGUGUGGCGUGGAAUUGGAGAGGAUCCCUUUAAAAGGGGAGGGCCUCCUCUUUGUAAACUGUUCAGAGACUUAUGCCCCACAGAUGUUCUCUGAGGCUGGGUUAUAUAUGGUAAUCCAGGAGGAGACUGAAGCCCAAUCCAAACCACCAGGUGCUUAUUUAGAGAAUGUUAACUCAGGUGCUGUCUUGGUUGAGGCUGUGUUUGAAGAGGCAUGUAAAUAUUACCAACAGAGAAGUCUUAGCACCACACAGCUAACAUCUGAAAAACUCAAGAAGGGUGGGAUGUUUCAGGCACCUAUCACCCUGGCAGACAUCAUCAGGGACUACCUGGGCAACAGUGUGCUAAAAACGACAGGGAAGGAUUGUUCAGGACAUGAGAAACUGUUAAGCUGUCUUGACUCUGAGCUCAAGAGUCUUAUUGCCCUGGAGGACAUGAAGGCAUCAGUGGUAAAAGCCUCAGAAAAAGAUCUUCACAGUUAUUGUGAGACUCUGGUUCAGCAAGAACUCUGCAGACUACUCAGCUCAGAAAUCGAUAGGGAAAACUUACAGUAUCUGAAUAGUAUGUUCCAAUUAUUCCCUACUGAGAGUUGGCAAGCCGUACAGACUGUGCUCCAACUCAGAUGCAAUGGUGAGGGCUCAUUAUUUACCAAAGCUCCUGCUGAAUUAUGGAAGAUUGUCCUAAGCCCUGUCCAAGCAGCACCUAACUACUACAACAGUCAGCAGAAAAACACUCCAGCCAAUGGUGCAUUGCCAGUCUUCGAGUUGCUGUGUCAGUCCAUCUUUAAAUUCCAGCCCAACUGGCUUCCCAAAUUUCUGGAGCUGGCACAGCAGCAGUCCAUCUCUUCAUCUACGUCUUCCUGGAGUUUUGGAAAAGAGAAUUCUGAAAGUCUACCUUUAUACAAAAGGGCUCUUGCUGUCCUUCCCAGUAAAAGUGAUUGCCAGAACUUGGAGGUGGAGCUGCUCUUGUGUAGCCAGCGGCCUAACGCAGUAAUGCAAGCCCUCCGCAUGCUCAUAGGACAAGGCCAGUGGGGCAGAGUUACCCAGGUGGCCGAGCAGUACUGCCGUCAAAGCCCUCUUCUCAAUAAGGAGAUUUUCACCACGCUGCUCAGUGAGGUGUCCCAGCACAGAGACCUAGACCCCUACCUGGACUUACUAUGGACCCUUUGUCCAGAAGACAUGACUGUUACCGGAAUUUUAAACCUAGUGCUCAAAAAUCUGCCCCCAACUGCACAGUUGUCAGGCCCAUUCCAGGUAGAUUCAGAGGGAAGUCAGCUCACCAUCGGCCAUCUGAAGCCUCUGCUGAGAAAAGUUCUACAGUGGGAGACGAGAUCCAGCCAGAGGUAUGCAGACAUUCUUCAGUCCCCGACCUUUCCUCCCCCUACACCUCAACGUCAGGUUGUAGAUUUGGCUCGGGUCAACACUGAGCUGGACAUUGACCUAAAGGAGAAAACUAGGUCUGGAUCUCCAUUCACCUCUGUCUGACAUUCCCAGACACAAAUGAGAUCAGUGAUUCUUGCACAGACCAGACACUGUUGGCCUUGUUAUUGCUGAUAUCAUAGAUAGGAACCUUAAUGGGGCCAACAUUAAAGGCUUUUAAAAUAUUGAUUAGUCUGUAGUGAACAAUUAAAGUGUGGCCUAUUUUUAUUUUUAAAUUGAAAUAAUACGUUUGUUUGUUUGGAGCAGCAUUUUAUGUUUUUUUGAUUUAAUGAUACAAUUCUUUGAUUAAUAUGUCCUUAUUUAAGCUCCAUGGAACAUUCAUUCUGUUCAGAAAUACAUGCUCUUUUAUAUUGACCUGACUCAUGGGUGUCAAAGUCACAUCAUAGUGAAUUUUAUAUUGCAUAUGUCAAACUGGAUACUUUUCUUACAAAUAGAAAACAACCUUGCGUUAUUCAAGGGUAACAGUUGCAGUAAGAUGUGCUGUUGUAACCUGUUGGAGCAAACCGAGGCUCGGUCAUUACAGGAAGUUUAUUAGCACCUAGUGUGGAGCU
Hemibagrus wyckioides is the source of this 3340-nucleotide messenger RNA. RefSeq names its product BLOC-2 complex member HPS6. The record is from RefSeq and is a predicted model, not a curated record. Gene Ontology annotation, biological process: melanocyte differentiation; protein localization to membrane; lysosome localization. Bases 291 to 2834 code for a protein of 847 amino acids. Gene Ontology annotation, cellular component: lysosomal membrane; BLOC-2 complex. The transcript has a single exon. NCBI's taxonomy places the organism in Eukaryota, Metazoa, Chordata, Actinopteri, Siluriformes, Bagridae.